CCGCCGAGGGUUUUCGCAAUUUUUUUAUCAUGUUACAUUCGUAUGCACAUUUAACAAAAUAUAUCAACGCACGCAUGUUUAUUAUACACCGGAUGAAUUGUCUACAUAAAACUUCUCAGGUUAAGUUACCGAAAUUGCCAGUUCCGUUACUGGAACGCACCAUGAAGCUAUAUUUAGAAACUUUAAAGCCAAUACUAAAUGAAAAACAACAAGAAAACGUACGAAAGCUCGUGUCAGAAUUUACGAGUGGCCCUGGACCGAUUUUACAAGAGAUAUUGAUUGAACGCAGAGAAGAAUAUGACAAUUGGGCGUAUGAUUGGUGGCUCCAUGACAUGUAUCUAUGUAAUCAAGCGUGUUUGCCUGUUAACUCUAAUCCGGGUAUGGUAUUUCCUCCACUGCCAAAUUUGUCAACUGAAACUCAAAUGGCUAAGUUUUCUGCCAAAUUCGUUACCGAAAUGAUGAACUUCAAACGAAUACUAGACAAGCGAGCAUUGCCUGUAGAAAAAGCCACUGCCAGGGAGAAAGGACAACCUUUCUGCAUGGCACAGUACUAUAGACUUAUGACAUCAUACAGAGAACCUGGACUCGUUAAAGACAAUCUCAUUAAUGUCGAAUCUGACCUCACGCUAUCCCGUCCACAUAUAAUAAUCGCUUGCAAAUCUCAGUUUUACGUACUGCGCUUGACAUCUGGCGAGGAUGCUACGCCAUUGACCGAAGAACAAAUUGCUACAAAAAUGCUGAAUAUUAUUUUGGAUGCUAAGAAACCAACUAAUACGGCAGGUGUGUAUCCCAUAGGUGUUUUAACAUCACAAAAACGGGACGAUUGGGCUCAUAGCAGAGAGUUGCUGUCAAAAAGCGCUUCAAACCGCAAUAAUUUGGCGUUGAUCGAGAGAUGUUUAUUCUUUAUAAACUUCGAUUUGGAAUCGCCCGGCCUCGAAUUCAACUCAAAAUGUAAGGUCGGAGCUAAAGGUUACAGGUUAUCCAACGAUAGAGAUGAGACGAACAUGAUGCACCAAAUGCUGCACGGCGGAGGUAGCGAAUAUUGUUCAGGAAAUCGUUGGUUUGACAAGACAAUACAAUUGAUUAUAGGUAAAGACGGCGCCAAUGGAUUGUGCUAUGAACAUUCUCCGUCCGAAGGUAUUGCGGUCAUUGAAUUAAUGGAAAAAUUGAUUAAGAGCACCAAAGACUUGGAUAAACAGACGAUUGAUCCAGUAGCUUCUGUAGAAAAACCUGAAAAACUAAUAUGGAGUGUCAAUAACGAACUUAUCAAACAUAUUGCAGACGCUUCUUCCGUAUUAGAUCGAUUAGUUAAAGAUUUGGACUGUCAUGUUUUCCGUUUCACUCAAUACGGCAAAGAAUUCAUCAAAUCUUGCAAAGUCAGUCCCGAUGUUUAUAUUCAAUUAGCUAUGCAACUAGCUUAUCAUAAGUUACACGGAAAGUUAGUGGCUACAUAUGAAAGUGCUUCCACUCGACGUUUUAGACUUGGAAGAGUAGAUAACAUUCGAGCAGCAACUGUAGAAGCGUUGGAAUGGGCUAAAGCUAUGAACCAAUCAGCGGUUACAGAAAGUGGCAUAUUGGGUACAAAGAAGAUAUAUUACACAGUGACAGAACAUGAGAAAAUGCAACUGUUUGAAACGGCUGUAAAAAAACAAACUGAUAUUAUGAUUGACAAUAUUCUUGGAAUGGGUAUAGACGUACACUUAUUGGGUCUGAGACAAGCGGCUAGAGAAAAUGCUUUGUCAUGUACUUUAUUCGAAGACGAUUCAUACAGAAUAGCAAAUAGUUUUGCAUUAUCUACAAGUCAAUUACUAACUUCGACCGAUAGCUUCAUGGGCUACGGUCCGGUGGUGCCGGAUGGAUAUGGCGUCUCCUACAAUCCUCAAAACAACAGCAUUGUAUUUUGUAUCUCUUCAUUUAAAUCGGCCAAAAUUACCAACAAUAGUGCAUAUACAGCGGCCUUAGAACAGAGUCUGUCGAUAAUGCAAAAAUUGACAUACACUAAAAGAAAUUAGAAACUCGUACAUAUCGAAAUGUCGUAUUAAACAUAAAAUGUUGUUCAUUAGAAUAGAAUACUAUAAAUAAUAGUACCAUACACAUAUCUUUGAGUGAUAAAACAAGUUACACUUUGAAAUUUAAAGUUACCUCACUUUUUGUUAAAUUGCAUUCGUUAUAAGUACGUAUUGUUGUUUAUUUACUGCAAUGUAUUCUAGUCCAAAUUCUAGUCAUUUGUUAUUAUAUUAUGUUAAAUUGUGAAUUGUUUUUCCUGUUAUAUUGUAUUAACAUGUAUUAUUCUUGGCUGACAUAUUAAUAUCAUAA
Adelges cooleyi (spruce gall adelgid) is the source of this 2316-nucleotide messenger RNA. It is a transcript of the gene ChAT, whose product is annotated as choline O-acetyltransferase. The record is from RefSeq and is a predicted model, not a curated record. Gene Ontology annotation, cellular component: neuron projection; cytoplasm. Gene Ontology annotation, molecular function: choline O-acetyltransferase activity. Bases 30 to 2012 code for a protein of 660 amino acids. Gene Ontology annotation, biological process: acetylcholine biosynthetic process; neuromuscular synaptic transmission. NCBI's taxonomy places the organism in Eukaryota, Metazoa, Arthropoda, Insecta, Hemiptera, Adelgidae. The transcript is spliced from 10 exons.